AUGCUUUUCUCUUUCAAGUUCUGCAUCGCAGGUGCAUUGGUAGGGCUAUUAGCUACAGCCCAGCUCCUGGAUGCCUCAUGCAAGUCAUGGGAAGCUCCUUCUGGAGCCAAGGCAAUAUAUAUCCUGAACAAUGGAGAUUCGAACUCGGUGGCCGCCAUUCCGAUAGCGCACAACGGUACUCUAUUUGGUGGCGUGACAAGAGCCACGGGAGGAAAUGGCGGUAGUACUGUCAAGGCCACAGGCGGUUUCAACGGUCCGGACGCUCUGGGAUCGCAAUCUUCGUUGACUGUUGUGGACAGUGUUUCAAAGACAGAUCCAACCGACUUGAAGCUUGUUAAUAAGCCAAUCGCAGUGCCUGGCCAGUUUCCUGUGACUGUUGCAGCCUCAAGCAAGAACAGUCUGGUGUGUGUAGGUACAACUGGCGCUCAAGCCGGGGUUUCAUGCGCUUCCUAUACACCAGGAGGUUUGGGUAGCAUGAGCCCGCUGACGGUAUUUAGUCUCAAUCAGACAACACCUCCAUCCAGGCCACUAAAUGGCGUUGCACACACCUUUUUCUCCGAUGACGAGGAUCGCCUAAUCACAACAGUAAAAGGCGACCCUACAACUAACAACACUGGCUUUGUCUCUGUGUUACCGGUCGAGAACUUUUACUCUUAUCCAGGUGCCCAUGAUACGCGAAGUUCUCUUAACGGUACAGCUGUACUCUUCGGCGCAGCUGUCAUACCUGGAACUUCCACCUUUUUGGCCACGGACGCUUCUUUCGGUGCGGCAAUUCUCCAGGUCAAUUCAUUUACAAACGAAGUUUUGAUAUCCUCCAAACAAACCAUUCCCGGUCAAAAAGCCACUUGUUGGGCUGCGUAUUCAAAGCAAAGAGGAAGCGUUUUCGUGACCGAUCCACUCGUUAACCGUCUUGUUGAACUGAGUGCACUGGAUUCCCAGGUCAUAACAACAAUUGAUCUCACCAAUGGCGACUCUGGACUGAUUGAUCUCAAAGUUUCCGGUCGCUACGUUUACGCGCUAUCGCCCGGAAAUGGUACCACCCCUGCAGCUGUGACGGUUGUGGACUCAUUUGUAGGAAAACAGAUUCAACAUUUCCUUGUCGGUGGCUUGGGCGCAAGUAAAAGCUCACAGGGGGUGGCAGUAUUGGAAUAG
This is a messenger RNA of Talaromyces stipitatus ATCC 10500, 1152 nucleotides long. RefSeq lists its product as uncharacterized. The transcript is spliced from 2 exons. Lineage: Eukaryota; Fungi; Ascomycota; Eurotiomycetes; Eurotiales; Trichocomaceae. Bases 1 to 1152 code for a protein of 383 amino acids. The record is from RefSeq and is a predicted model, not a curated record.